Messenger RNA from Chanos chanos (milkfish), 1717 nucleotides. It is a transcript of the gene atpaf1, whose product is annotated as ATP synthase mitochondrial F1 complex assembly factor 1. The coding region runs from base 1 to 921 and encodes 306 amino acids. Gene Ontology annotation, cellular component: mitochondrion. The record is from RefSeq and is a predicted model, not a curated record. The transcript is spliced from 9 exons. NCBI's taxonomy places the organism in Eukaryota, Metazoa, Chordata, Actinopteri, Gonorynchiformes, Chanidae. Gene Ontology annotation, biological process: mitochondrial proton-transporting ATP synthase complex assembly.
AUGUGCGACGGGGAAGGAGAAAAGAUGGCGGCGGCCAUGGUACAAAUGUCUUGUUUGUACCGCGGGAUGUUAGCGGUCAGAGCUACUGGGAUUCGACCGCUAAUUCCGGGUCUUGCGCCAUUGCAGUUUAGGGCUUUUUCCAUGAAGAAAGAGCCAGAGUUAGAGGAUAAUCCAUAUUAUAGUAAAUAUGAAGAAAAGAUAAAGCAGCUACGGAGAGCGAAGCCGCAGGAAUACAAUGCUAGACUGGAAAAGCGCAGUGAAGUGAAGAGGGAACCCCUGGGACAAUCCAAACAAGCAGAAUUUAUCAAACUUAUGGAGCAGGAGCUUGAACAGCGAGACAAAGCAGGUCCUGCUGGUUUCACUAAAAAUAAGACUCUUGGAUCGAUUCUAAACCUGGACAUGGUGAAGGAUAAGUCGGGUGUAGAAAUAGGAGAGCUUUGGAUGCAGUAUUUUUCAACAAAGGACACAAUUAGUGCAGUCAUACCAGGGCAAACAUUUGAGAAGAUGUUCAGCCGAGCAAAGACCUGCCCCACGUUCCUGUAUGCCCUACCUCGCGAAGAGGGCUAUGAAUUCUUUUUGGGUCAGUGGUCUGGUCAGGAGCUCCACUUCACCUCCCUCAUCAAUGUUCAGACUAUGGGGGAGAAUGCACCUAGUCAGCUUAUCAUGUAUCACUACUCAGACCUGCAGAAGGACAAGGGCAUUGUGCUAAUGACUGCUGAAAUGGAUGGAAAAUUUAUUACUGUUCAUCAGGCUCAGUGUUUGGCCAAUCAAGUGCAGCUGUUCUAUGGCUCUCAGCGACUUGAGACCUUCCGAUUGGUGGAGACCUUCAACCACAAACCAUCAGAAUUCAAACACAUGUCUGUCAUAGCUGAGCUAGAACAGAGCGGGAUAGGACAAGGGAUCUCACCAGUAAAGUCCUAGACCAGUGGAGUAAAAGACUGGAAGUGAUGACCACUGUGGGACUAUAAUGAGAAGAAAGAUGGAGACAGAAGCACUAUCUUAAUGAAAGAGUCCAUACAUCUCACUACUACCACCCCCCUCCCCAAAUCUCUGUAAACACAAGGUGAUCUUCUCCUUGUGUGUAGUCUGAUACCAUCUGACUCAAGUAAUGUGAGAGGAAAGGACUUUUGUUUUCAUAUGUGUGAAAACCUGAACCCCUUGUAUGUAACAAAUCUGCUACAAUGUACGCAGCUUUAGAUGUUCUGUCAACUGCCUUAAAUGUUCCCAUUCAAUGGAGUAUGGUUUUUUUUUUGUUUCCAAGGUGAUCCUCUGAGUUCUAUGUAUAACCAUUGUACGUGAACGAUUAUACAUGCUUCUAGACAGCAGUAAAAGAGAUGAAAUGGUUUGUGGUUAUCUGCUUACGGUUUUAUAAUUAAGGGAAUGACUUUUUUCAUUUCCUCUACACUGUCGCACUGUUAAAGAUUCAUGCCCACAAAUUGAAUGCUGGAAGUGUUUGUUUUAACACCGAUUUGCUGUGGCUAAGCAUGAGAAACACACCCCGUAGGAACACCUUUGCUGGUUUUCUUCCCACAAUACAGCCAAUAAAAAUUGUAAUUAUGAAAAAUUAUUGUGGAUGAUGGUAUUAAAAGUGAACUUAUAACAUUGGAGAGCAGUGUGGAGGCUGGUUGCCACCGCUAUUGUCCUCUUUUCUCGUAGUCUGGCAUAAUAAAAUGAAAAAUACAACCUGAAAUGUUUUUGUGAAUGAAUCACAGCUUUG